Ficedula albicollis (Collared flycatcher) is the source of this 2280-nucleotide messenger RNA. It is a transcript of the gene REEP3, whose product is annotated as receptor accessory protein 3. Lineage: Eukaryota; Metazoa; Chordata; Aves; Passeriformes; Muscicapidae. Gene Ontology annotation, biological process: endoplasmic reticulum tubular network organization. Bases 69 to 797 code for a protein of 242 amino acids. Gene Ontology annotation, cellular component: endoplasmic reticulum membrane; endoplasmic reticulum tubular network; cytoplasmic microtubule. The record is from RefSeq and is a predicted model, not a curated record. Gene Ontology annotation, molecular function: microtubule binding. The transcript has 8 exons.
UGAGAUGUGCUGCAGUGUCUGUCUCAUCACAGAUCUGGAACGAAUCAGUGACCAGGCUGGUGUUUGGAAUGUUGUAUCCCGCAUAUUACUCAUACAAAGCUGUGAAGACAAAAAACGUGAAGGAAUAUGUUCGCUGGAUGAUGUACUGGAUUGUGUUUGCUCUUUAUACAGUUACUGAAACGAUAACUGACCUAACAAUCUCUUGGUUUCCACUGUACUAUGAACUGAAGAUAGCUUUUGUUAUCUGGCUCCUUUCCCCAUAUACUAGAGGGGCAAGUUUAAUCUACAGAAAAUUCCUCCACCCACUGCUUUCUUCUAAAGAAAGGGAGAUUGAUGAGUACAUCGUCCAAGCCAAAGAAAGAGGCUAUGAGACCAUGGUGAAUUUUGGAAGGCAAGGGUUAAAUUUGGCAGCAACUGCUGCAGUGACAGCAGCUGUAAAGAGCCAAGGUGCAAUAACUGAGAAACUGAGAAGUUUCAGUAUGCAUGAUUUGACUACUAUUCAAGGAGAUGAGCCUGUUGGACAGAGACCUUAUCAGACAUUGCCAGAAGCCAAAAAGAAAACCAGAGCUUCUGCAAGUGAAUCUUCAGGUUACAAAACUCCACUGGAAAAAAAUCCUGGAGAUGACAAAACAGAUGAAGAGAUGGAGGGGACACAUUCAGAGGAUGAAAUGUUUGCUCAGAGAGGCCUUCGAAGAACUCAGAGUAUGAAAUCUGUGAAAACUAUUAAAGGCCGUAAAGAGAUACGAUAUGGAUCACUGAAAUACAGAGUAAAGAAGAGACCGGUUGUAUACUUUUAAGUGUACUGCACAGUGCCUGCAAGAGAAACUGCUGUACUGUAAUAACUUGAAUUCAAGUGUUAAAGAUCUGUGUACAAUUCCUAGAAUGAGUCUGUAUGAACAGAUUCAUACAGACAGAUAGGACUUGGUUUUGUAAGCCUAAGUGAUCAGAUAAAGCGUUACUCUGUUUUUCUAUAUUGCUUAUUGUUUAGAUUUAAGUCUGGACAAGUUAGAGCAUGAAUUUCAGCACUCCUUAAAUAGGAGUUAAAUGAGUAAUAGGAAAUACUCUUUUGCCAGAGGUAUUGAACAGAUUGAAAUAAUUGCAACUCCAAUUGAAUUAGCUGAAGCUGUAAGUAUCUAGAGUUUGUGAAAAUUGAACCAGUGUCCCAAGUUUACAUUGAAAUAUAGAUAUACUUUAAAUAUUUUUCUGAACUACAGUUCCUGAAAAGGUCUUUGUGUAACUUUUAAAUGUGCAGUUUAAAGGACAGUGGAUGAUGGUGGGAAAGAAAAAGGAAAGAUGAGGUAGGUAGGAUAUAUCCUUAGCAUCAUCAUCCUGCAUCAUAUUGCCAAGCUUAGCAAACUGGGAGUACACAUAGCACUUUAUGCAAAACUGUAUAGUUUUGCACACUCUUGAUGAUUUACAACUGCACAUGUCAUUUUAGUGACUUCCUAGAUAGGUUAGAGCUACAUUUUGAAUGCUAGCAAUUCUUGUAUUUCAUAUCUUUUAAAAAUUUAUGUUGAUUCCCUAAGUACACUUAGGAUGCUGUAGAUAUUUGCUACUAACGAUAUUAUCAGGUGCCUUUCUAUGUAUUAUAGGGCUGUGUGGGUUUUGUCUGUGUGUGUUUUUUGGGGGGCUUGGGGUUUUUUUUUGUUGGUGGGGUUGUUUUAUUUGUGUCUGUCUUCAUCUAAAGAGAUGUAACAUGAUUUAAGUCAGUUUCUGGUUAAAAUUGUGGUAAGUAAAACUUGUAGCAAUUCUGGUGAUAUGCCUCAGGGAUCUGAUUAGGCCACGAGCUGCAUGUGAAAGUCAUGCUACCAUAAAGGCAUGGAUAGGUUAGUCAGGCCCUGGUUUAGUUUUGCUCUACUCCGCUUCAAGAACAAGUAUAUUUAUAUAUAUUUGUACUUUAGAACAUGUGUGAGUGUAUGUUUCAUACCAUAUGUGGAUUCUAAAAUGGUCUGUGUAGUACUUUCUUUUAUUUCUGAAGUUAUUACUAAAAUAUUUGCAUAUAAAUAGCUUCUUCUAAAAGUCUAAUUGAUUUAGUCAGUCAUUUUAUAACCUAGAGUCCCAUGGCAUAUCUGCACAGAGAUUAAUUUCAAAAUGUCUUUCAAUGCAGUGACUUGUCAAAAUUACUUUUUUAGGUCACCUUUGGUACUAUUUUCUGCAGUUUUUAGAUUAGACUGAUUUUAGUUUUCUGUGUGACUGUAUUUCUACUGUGGAUUCAGGGAGAAACCACACACUUUUUGUAGUAUUUUAUUAUGUAUCUUUGGGACAGACCUUGUUACUUCC